Stegodyphus dumicola is the source of this 765-nucleotide messenger RNA. It is a transcript of the gene RpS4, whose product is annotated as ribosomal protein S4. The record is from RefSeq and is a predicted model, not a curated record. Lineage: Eukaryota; Metazoa; Arthropoda; Arachnida; Araneae; Eresidae. Gene Ontology annotation, molecular function: structural constituent of ribosome; RNA binding. Gene Ontology annotation, biological process: translation. Gene Ontology annotation, cellular component: ribosome; cytosolic small ribosomal subunit.
AUAGCAUAAUAUAAUUUAUUUAGGCUCCCCGUCCAAGCACUGGGCCUCACAAACUUCGAGAGUCCUUGCCACUUAUCAUAAUGCUAAGAAAUAGAUUAAAAUAUGCUCUCACAAAUGCUGAAGUUACAAAAAUUGUUAUGCAGCGUCUCAUAAAAGUAGAUGGGAAAGUAAGAACAGAUAGCAACUACCCAGCCGGGUUUAUGGAUGUUAUCACUAUUGAAAAAACCGGAGAAUUCUUCAGAUUGCUGUAUGAUGUUAAAGGGAGGUUCAUUUUGCACAGAAUAACUGCUGAGGAAGCAAAAUACAAGCUGUGUCGAGUAAAACGAGUUCAAGUUGGACCUAAGGGUAUACCUUUCUUAGUUACACAUGAUGGGAGAACCAUCAGGUAUCCUGAUCCACUCAUCAAAGUUCAUGACACCGUUCAGUUAGAUAUUGGCACAGGGAAAAUCAUGGAUUUCAUCAAAUUUGAUAUUGGAAAUUUGGUUAUGGUAACAGGUGGCCAUAACUUGGGAAGAGUUGGAACUAUAACAUCAAGAGAAAGACAUCCAGGUUCAUUUGAUAUUGUGCAUGUGAAAGAUUCUCAAGGACACAGUUUUGCUACUAGGUUAAAUUACGUGUUUGUCAUUGGAAAAGGUAACAAACCUUUCAUAUCAUUACCAAGAGGAAAAGGUGUAAAACUUUCUGUGGCUGAAGAAAGAGAUCGGCGUUUAGCUGCAAAGUCACAGCACUAAAAUAACUAUUUGAAAAUAAAAGUGUUGAAAAAAA